GGCUGCCCGCCGGUACUUUCAAACAAACUGCAACAGCAGACCUUAUUGUCAUUCUUUGCCUCCUCGUUCCCCCACCACCGCCACCUUAUCGACAACAGCAGUCGCAUACACAAGCACCCCAACAACCACAAACACGCCACGUUCCGCAGCAAGUUGAGCUGACCUCCCAUCGUCACAAUUAGUGUCUGUGCGGCAGGUCUGUCUCCCUUCCCCCAUCCAUCCCUCUUCUCCCUCAACGAUGGCUGGUGGCCGAUGCUGGAAGCCGUUGUUGCUGGCGCUGCUGGUAGCAGCGCUGUGCUGCGAGCAAGUGCUGGCCUUUUCCGUUUCUCCCGCAACCACGACGGUGUCGGAACUGAGCCAGGUUGUGCUGCAAGGCAUGAACCCACCCGAGGAUGCGACGUAUGCGUUCCAGUGGCUGCAUGAUGGUGCACCGCUCGAUCCAGACGUGAACCCAUCAGCCGCAUCCCAAGUGCUGGUCAUCGAGACCAUCCUCGCCAAUGAGGCGGGAACGUAUGUGCUCCGUGCCACUGCGACGAAUGGAAAUGCGGUCGUGGACUCAUCCCCUGCCACCGUGAUGGUCAACUUUGCGCCGCGCAUCCUCCAGCAGCCGCCGUAA
Salpingoeca rosetta is the source of this 616-nucleotide messenger RNA. RefSeq lists its product as uncharacterized. The record is from RefSeq and is a predicted model, not a curated record. The coding region runs from base 239 to 616 and encodes 125 amino acids. Lineage: Eukaryota; Choanoflagellata; Craspedida; Salpingoecidae. The transcript is spliced from 3 exons.